Messenger RNA from Dendrobium catenatum, 5947 nucleotides. RefSeq lists its product as uncharacterized. The record is from RefSeq and is a predicted model, not a curated record. Gene Ontology annotation, molecular function: ATP binding; chromatin binding; ATP hydrolysis activity. NCBI's taxonomy places the organism in Eukaryota, Viridiplantae, Streptophyta, Magnoliopsida, Asparagales, Orchidaceae. The transcript is spliced from 6 exons. Gene Ontology annotation, cellular component: nucleus. Bases 199 to 5625 code for a protein of 1808 amino acids. Gene Ontology annotation, biological process: positive regulation of transcription by RNA polymerase II.
AAGAUGAAAAAAAAAAACAAAAGAUAAAGGAAACAGGCGAUAGCAAUGCGUCCCUCCCCUCCUCCCGGAGUUUAGGAAACCAAAACCCUUAUCAGCUUAUCUUCUCUCUCUCUCUCUCUUCGCCGCCGUUCGCCGGCUCGUUUUCUCUCUCACGGCGGUUUCUCACUUCAACGCAUCGAACUCUUUGAUCCUUUGCCCAUGCCAUCUUCUUCACGAUCUACAUCGAUUCCGCCGGUGAAGAGGCGGCGAGAGUUUUUGUACCGAUCUAGGGCGCGGAAGAAGCAUAAGCGUCUUGAUGCCAUCCGUGACGAGCCCACAGCUUCCUAUAUCGCCCACCGCAAUCCCGCCGACGAUGACGCUGCUGUCCUUCGUCGCAGUUGUCGCGUACGUCGCGCCCCUGAUCUGCUGGAUUCCUCUCCCGUCCCCUCCCCUCGUAAGAAGAAGCUGAAAGAUCUCGAUCCUCCAAGCGGCAGCGAUGAGACGAAAAAAGGAAAGAAGGGGAUGCAUAAGAAAGAUCCUGUUUCGCAGGUGCCUUCAUGUUUGGGGAAAGAAGAGGACUGGAAGUCGAGGUUGCGGACUAGGGUUGGGAAGGGCUGGGAAAAGUCGUUAUCUUCAUCGCGUAGAUCUGAUGGGGUUUUUGCAGAAGUCAGGGUGUUGUAUCCAGUGGUGUUAGAGGAGAAUAUUGGAGUGCUUAAUUCGGUCAGGACCAGUCGGAGAAGGAAGAAGGUUGCUACUCAUGAGUUAUCAGAAGCUGCCAAUGAAGCUGGUAACGAAGAUGACACCUUACCGCUUGUAGACAAAGAUUUUACUAGUGGUUCGCCUGCAGAGAAAAGUUCUCAGGUAGAUGUAGUCGGAUUGGCUACUGAUGCUCAGCUUGGCAGUGAGCAAGCCAGGAUGUUGGAGAGUGCUGAAAAGGUUAUUGGGCUCGAAGAGCCGGAAUGUGUAAACACGAGCGUGCAGGAUGGAGGACCUAGUCAUGCAGUUGUGGAGGAGGAUACUCUUAUUCUUCAAUCCCGGGGAACAGAGGAGAAUGGUUCUGAUGAUCAUGGAUCUAAUCAGUCUUGCAAGCAUCCUGAUUCUUUUGAUACUGCGGAGAGAGAGGGUGAUUUGAAGGAUAACAUCCAGGAGACUGAGCAUAGUUUGAAAGAUCUUGACCAAAGAGUUUCGGUGUUAGAUGAGAAGAUUGCAAGCUUCAGAAUAAAGGAAGGAAGGAGGUGUGGUUUGUGUGGGUGUGGGAGUGAUGGGAAGCCUCCGAAAAAGCUGGUCCACGAAUCUUUUGAUAGUGAAAAUGAGGCUUAUGAAGGAUCGACGGCCUCAGAGGAACCGAACUAUAAUGUCUGGGAUGGGUUUGGAGAUGGACCUGGAUGGCUUGGUAAGCUUUUGGGUCCUUUAAUUGAUCGAUUUGGCAUUGCUCGUGUUUGGGUUCACCAACAUUGCGCUGUUUGGAGUCCAGAGGUAUAUUUUGCUGGCUUGGGAUGCUUGAAGAAUGUUAGAGCGGCACUAUGCAGGGGCAGGGCAUUAAAAUGUAGUCGUUGCGGAAGACCUGGAGCUACCAUUGGCUGUCGUGUUGAUCGGUGCCCCAAAACCUACCACUUGCCUUGCAGCCGUGUAGAGGGUUGCAUAUUUGAUCAUCGUAAAUUUCUCAUAGCAUGCAGUGAUCAUAGACGUUUUUUCCAACCACAUGGAAGUAAACAUGUUCUUCAAAUAAGGAAAAUGAAAGCUAAAAAAUUGAGGUUGGAUUUGCGAAAGGUCUCAAAUGAAGCCAGGCGAAAGGAUUUAGAAGCUGAAGAGAAGUGGUUGGAGAAUUGUGGAGAAGAUGAAGAGUUCUUGAAAAGGGAAGGCAGAAGACUUCACCGAGAUAUCUUAAGAAUUGCACCUAUCUACAUUGGUGGUUCUUCUGAAAGUGAAAAUCGAUACCCGGGCUGGGAAUCUGUGGCAGGUCUAGAACAUGUCAUUCAAUGCAUGAAGGAAGUAGUUCUUAUACCUCUUUUAUACCCUGAGUUCUUUGGCAGUCUGGGUCUUACUCCUCCAAGGGGAGUUCUUUUGCAUGGUUAUCCUGGUACAGGGAAAACUCAUGUGGUGCGUGCUUUAAUUGGGGCCUGCUCUCGUGGCGAUAAAAGAAUAGCAUAUUUUGCUCGUAAAGGUGCUGAUUGCUUAGGAAAGUAUGUGGGUGAUGCUGAGCGUCAAUUACGGCUACUUUUUCAGGUAGCGGAGCGAUCUCAGCCAUCUAUAAUAUUUUUUGAUGAGAUUGAUGGUUUAGCUCCACGUCGAUCUAAGCAGCAAGAUCAGACACAUAGUUCUGUUGUGUCAACACUGCUUUCCUUGCUUGAUGGCUUGAAAUCUCGUGGUUCAGUUAUUGUGAUAGGUGCUACAAAUCGUCCUGAUGCUGUUGAUCCUGCACUAAGAAGACCUGGGAGGUUUGAUCGUGAGAUAUUUUUUCCUCUGCCCACAGAGAAGGAUAGAUCUUCUAUUCUCUCACUUCAUACUAGAAGUUGGCCGAAGCCUUUAUCUGGAUCUCUUCUUUCGUGGAUUGCAAAUCAAACUGUUGGUUAUGCUGGUGCUGAUAUACAGGCCCUUUGUGCUCAAGCCGCUAUGCAUGCUUUAAAAAGGAACUGUGCUUUGCAAAAAAUUCUAUCUUCUGCUGCGGAAGGUUUGAUUCAAGGGAAACUCCCUUCUCUACCAUCAUUUAGGGUGGAGGAAAGGGACUGGCUGGCCGCUCUCAGAUUGGCACCUCCUCCAUGUUCUCGAAGGGAAGCAGGAAUAGCUGUAAAUGAUAUAGUUGCAUCACCUCUCCCUGCCCAUCUAAUUUCAUGUCUUCUACUACCACUUACUCAUUUACUUGUGUCUCUAUAUAUUGAUCAACAAAUCUGGCUCUCUCCUAUGCUUUUUAAGGCGUCAGAGUUUGUUAAAAAUGUUAUAGUUUCAGCUUUGGAGCAAAAGAGUGUCCCUGUGACAUUUUGGUGGUCACAUCUAGAUUAUCUUAUUCGGGAGCCUUUUAUUGCUGAAAAAAUUGAAAAUAAGUUUGCUCAAUUUGGUCUUAUAAUAGGUUCAUCAGGAUCUAAUCAUCAAAUUCUGUUGGAUGAGGUGGAUGAUGAAUCUGGUGAAAAUGAGAAGUUUGAUUCCGUUGGAAUGAAACCUUGUGAUUCUAAUAUGCAUAAAAUGUUAAUGCGAAAGAGCCCUCUUGGAGUUGGAAAAUCCCAAGGAUUUCGAAUUCUGAUAUCUGGGCCUCCAAGAUCUGGCCAACAACAUCUUGCUAGUUGUCUUCUUCAAGGAUUCACGGGGCAUGAAGAUAUUCGGAAGGUUAGUUUGGCUACCAUUUCACAAGAGGGACAUGGAGAUAUGAUUCAUGGACUAACACAAAUUCUAUUGAAAUGCCUGGAUGUUGGUCGGUGCAUAAUCUACAUGCCUAGAAUAGAUUUAUGGGCUAUUGAGGACUCUGCAGACCCGAGUGUCAGUGAGAGUCAAGUCAAUCCUGAAAAAAGUCCGUCUAUGACAGAAAAGAUUACCGUCGUCGGUAGAAGGGGUACUUCUGAAAUGUGGAAUUCAUUCGUUGAGCAGGUAGAUUCUGCUGUUACUGCUGCAUCAUUGACUAUCCUGGCUACAUGUGAAGUGGAAAAGGCUGACCUUCCUCUAGGUUUAAUGCGUUUUUUUUCACGGGAUGUGCGAGGUCAUACUAAUUCUACUUCAACAGAUUGCACAAUAUCAAGAUUUUUUAUCCAUAUUGAUAGAAAGCUUGAUCUUGAGCGGGCAAUCAAUUCAGCUGCAGAAAAGCUGUCAUAUGACCUAAUCCUGCAUUAUCUUAAAUUAAUACAUGAGCGAACUCAUUUGAGAUAUUAUUCUGAAGAUAAACAUAAAAUUCCACAUUUGGAUAUUAAUUCAGAAGCUCAUAAGCAAAGUUUGCACCAUGAGCUAGUCACUCAAGAGGUAAAAGUUCAAGAAGCAAGUGCUGGAAAGACCAUUAUUUCAAGCAACACAUUAUUAGAGCCAGAAUGGAUUGCUUCAAAUGGCGAAGCUUCUUGCAUAAAGGACCAAAAUUUUCAACAAUUAAACAGUACAGUUUUGCCUCAAAGUGGAGGAGACGGUGUUGUUCGUUCCCAACCUUAUGGUUUGCAAGAUUCAUUUCCAAAAACCUGUAAAGUUUUGAAGGGAAACUUGAUUUUAGCUAUAGCAACAUUUGGAUAUCAGAUUCUUAGAUAUCCACAAUUCGCUGAGCUUGUUUGGGUGACAUCAAAAUUGAAAGAAGGUCCUUGCGCUGAUGUAAGCGGGCCAUGGAAACGUUGGCCUUUUAAUACUUGUGUGAUGCAUUCGGAGUGCUCACCUGACAAGAGAGUCUCCGUAACAAAUCCUUGUAAUGUUAACGAUAUGGAGCCCCCUGGCUUUGUGAGAGGCUUAAUUGCUGUAGGUUUAUUGGCAUAUAGAGGCUUUUAUGCAUCAGUAAGCGAAGUAUCUGCUGAUGUUAGAAAGGUACUAGAGCUCUUGGUUGGGCGAAUACGUGAGAAGUUAUUUACCAGAAAAGACAGAUACCGCUAUUUCAGAGUUUUGUCACAAGUGGCUUAUCUAGAUGACAUGGUGAACAGCUGGGGAUACAUGCUUCAGAGCUUACAAGCAGAUAAUAGCAUAACAGAGGUAAACUCCAAAACAGUGGCUUUGGGGAGAUUGCAAGCAGAUGAAACAAAUACUGGGAGCACUGGCAUUGCUAAUAAUCAGUCAAACAUGCGGGUCCAUGACAAAAACUGCAACUUGGCUUCAGAUAUUUUUUCUCAGGGAUUUAAAGGUAAUAAUGGUGAAUUUUCUGAUACGUGUAAGGAGCUUGCUAAAUCUGAUGCUGGCAUGAUAGUAGAUGUUCAGAAUACUUUCAGUUAUGCUUCCCUAGCUUCUAAAGAACUCACUUAUGAUGGUAAAUCUUCUGGAUUAGAGGGAGGUCCAGUUGGCUCGACACUGAACACUGUGGAUCAGAGAUCUGCUUCUUCCAUGACUGAAAAUAUUCACAUCUUUAAGGCUAAUAAUGUAUGCCAUCUUGACAGCCAAACGUUACUUUCCAAGUCCUCUGAAAAGGGAACUAGCAAAAGAUGCAGUGUUGUGGACAGUUCCGCCCCUGCCCUCCAAGAUAACGGCAAUAUUUUCCAGGUUUCAUGCCUCUACAGCUGCUGCUCAAAUUGUGUGCAUAUGGUAAAUGCGAUCGCUCGUAAAAUGAUCUCCAUGAACUUGGAAUCGAAUGAAUGUUGCUCUGUCGAUGACGUCCAUGACAUUAUAACAUCAAAUUCUUUAAAUAUUUUAGCAUCAUUUAGGAAAUAUUUCGAAGAAAAUUUUAGAAGGAAACUGCAUUGUCAAGCUCAGCUUGAAGAAGAUCUUAAGAGAAUGGCAUGCCACUGUGAACCUUUCGGGAAGGUAGAACUUUUACCAGUGGAGUGUGACUGCCAUAAAAAGGUGGAGGAUAAUCCCAUAUUACCAAAUACUGGUAGUGGGUCUUUGUUGGAAUCUAAACUAAAGUAUUUCUUCAGAGAUGAUGUACUUGUACAUUUGGUACCUAACGACUGUUCUGAGCUCCAUUGUAAUUUUGAGAAAAUUUGUGUUUGCUCAGCUGUAAUGGUAUUACUGACAAUCAAGCAAACAUUUGAUUUAUGACAUGCACAGCCCAGGCUCCUUCUGGCUUGAAGGAAAAUUGAUUACCUUUUCUGUCAGUAAUUUUAUCUUCCUGAUGGUUCUGUUCCUGAUCUUCAUACAGGAAAAUUGAAUGAUAUUUCCCGAAAUUUUACUGAUCUGUUGAGUCUUGUUAAGAAGGCAGCAAGCUUUGGAGCUAUCAUUCCGGAUGCAAGAAAUAAAUGUGUAAGUGCAUGUUCUUUUCUUAUUUGUAUUUAUUUGUCCAUGUUAUUUUGGUAAAUUAUAGUAUAUUCUGCAUACUGGAAUGUCAAGCAACCAUCUCUGUUUUGCUAAGAAAACUUGUCCA